Molecule: messenger RNA, 3652 nt
Organism: Gracilinanus agilis (Agile Gracile Mouse Opossum)
Lineage: Eukaryota; Metazoa; Chordata; Mammalia; Didelphimorphia; Didelphidae
Gene: CREBL2
Product: cAMP responsive element binding protein like 2
Exons: 4
Coding region: 229-591 (120 amino acids)
Biological process (GO): regulation of DNA-templated transcription
Cellular component (GO): nucleus
Molecular function (GO): DNA-binding transcription factor activity
Source: RefSeq, a predicted model, not a curated record
UGGAGGGGGAGGAGACCGCGGCGGCGGAGAGGGCCGUUUGGGGGCGCUCCUGGGAUUCGCCGGCUCAUUUCUGAACUGGCACCCACUCCCUGGGACCUCGGGAUUCAGGCGGGGUAGAGACUAGACUAGACCAGAAGACGCAUUGAAAAAAUAAAUCCCUGUCGUUCCUCGGGGGCGGAGCCGGCCGGCCGGGCGAGGCUGCGAGGCCCGGCCUCCGAGCCUGCGGACAUGGAUGACAGUAAGGUAGUUGGAGGCAAAGUAAAGAAACCAGGUAAGCGUGGUCGAAAGCCAGCCAAAAUUGACUUGAAGGCAAAGCUUGAGAGAAGCCGGCAGAGUGCAAGAGAAUGUAGGGCCAGAAAGAAGCUGAGAUAUCAGUAUUUGGAAGAAUUGGUGUCUAGUCGGGAGAGAGCCAUCUGUGGCCUCAGAGAAGAGCUGGAAAUGUACAAACAGUGGUGCAUGGCAAUGGAUCAAGGAAAGAUCCCCUCUGAAAUAAAAGCUCUCCUAACUGGAGAGGAGCAGAGCAAAUCCCAGCAGAACUCAAGCAGACACACCAAGGCUGUGAAGACAGAAGCUAAUAAUAACUCUUGGUGAAGGUCAUUUCCAUUUAAGAUCAAGAAGUAGUUGCUGAAUUGAACAUUCAGAAUCACAUGGAAGAAUGGACAAGAUUGGACUUUGGAAUUUAAUUUGCUACCUACAGUUCAGUGGUCAUUUAUGUUAACCUGCAGUUGUUGACCAAAAUCUGAUUGUUCUUGUUGAAGGACCUUGUUUUAACCUUCAACAUUGGGAAAAUUCAGAAUAUUCAGUCCUCUUUCCCUUGAUGUUGAUAGCUGCAGUAGAUUUGCACGUGAUGUGAUGCUUGGAAAAAUCCCUAUGGCAUGGAGGACAAUAAGUUAAAAGAUAGCAGUUUUGCACCUUAGCUCCAUAUUGGUUAAUUAUGUUCUUUUCAUUUAAUUGUGUAUGUUGGUGUCACUCCAUUUGCUUAGUUUUUUGUAUAGUCGUAUUCAGAGAAACCAAAUAGGCUGUCUACUAAAGUAUCAGUUUUCAGCCUUUAAAAUGGACCUAAACUUCUUUUUAUCAAAUUUACUUGAGUGAUUUGUAAUAUAUAUUUCCUGCAGGAACCACAGAUGUAUUCUGUGUAUCAUUCCAGCAUAAAUUGUGCAUAUGUACUAACAGUUAUAUGCAUUUCUAUUUUUGUAAUCCAUGAUGAUCUUUCUGUUACAUUGUACCUAUAGGGACAAUCCAUAUGAAAAGCUAUUUGGGGAAGCUUCACUUGGAAACUCAUGUAGCUGUCCUCCCCAACUGUAUUUAUCAACUAUUGAAAUUUCCCCAUCUAUAUUAGUAAGUAAAUUAAUCAGAUUUUAAAAUUACUUUUCAGGUAUUCAGAUGCAACAAGUAUUUUGUUAUUGCUGAAUGUAGUGGUAUAUAUGUAUAUAGAGAGAUAUUAAAACAUUUUUUUUGUACACUUAACUAGCUUGGGAGACUAUUCUAGAGAAAAUAUUUUUAAAUUAGCUGCUGGUCCUUCAGGAUCUUGUUUCUGCCUCAAGAUCUGUACUAAAGUGACAUACAAAUUGCUUAUAGCUCUAAUGGCUGCUGCAGUAACCAAAACACCAAGCUUCUUUCCUGACGUGAGAGUAAAAGAGAUUGGGCCUCAUUUGUGCUUUAUUCUGAGAAAGAGGCACAAUAGGAGGGUUCUCUGUUUCUGUUCUUACUUGUUCAAGCCAGAGAGAUAGUAACUAGAGAGGAACCUAGAUCUUGUGUGUUUGAGGAAAACCCAGAGCAAGUGAGUACUUUGGUCCUGUCCAAACCACAACUUCCCUUUCCUGAGCCUCACAGCGGAUUCAAACAUUGGUGUUAUGGCUGUCCACAUCACUGCCAUAAAUGUGAGGCCAGGGAGAGCAGAGAGCAACUCUUCCACUGACCUCUGCCAUUCCUACCCAAGCCUGCAUUUAUAUGAAGAUUUAUUUUCCCCCAAAGAUGGUUUGGAACAGUAUGAGGAAUCAGGCUUAUGACAAAGUAUACAAAUCUUUGGAAAAUACACAUAUUUUAACCAAAUACUAGGACUGAAUGCAAUUUAAUUUUUCUACUCCCAUUUCUGUGUUGAGGUCCUUUAUCAUUGUCUCUGUCUUAGAUCACUAAGUAAGAAGUUGUGAUCUCUUAAACCAGUUAUGUAUAUAUAUGUAAAUUGGUCCACAAUUCCCUGUCAACUGGCUUUUUAACCAAAUGUCUGUUAGCAAGUAUUUAUUUUAGGGAAGAUGCAUCUCCCUUAGGGAGAUGAUGUGGACCAUGACAAGGACCACAUACGUGAAUAUAUUUCUUUCCUGGACUGUAAGGGAUGCCCUCAUCUGGCCUGAGAUUGAAACAACCUGGUGUUCUUUGGAGUGCAAACUUAGAUUUGCCCCUUUGCCAUUAUGUGACCACCAUUAAUAGGCUGUUAGCUUAGUCUUUCCCUCCCCCAGUCUUUCUGUUUUGGAGCAAUAAAGGGAUGAAGAAUAUUGAAUGUCUUAGAAACUGGAUAUGUUUUUGUUGUUUCUGGUUACUUGAUCAUAUAUGUUUUCCAAAAUAUCCCAAGACUUGGUUUACAUUGUUUCUGGACCAUUUCCAUACCGUCCAGGUAGUUACUGUAAAUGUAAAUAUUCCCAAAUGGAAGUGGUUGUUCUAUGGGAUGUGCCUGUUAAAUUUGAAAUAUUUCCUCCCCGGUAGCAAUUCUGUAUCAUGUGGGGUCAUUUGGGCUUUUGUUUAUAAUAUCUUUACAAAAGUUAAUAACUUUACCCUCACAUAGAAGAUAUGGAAUUCAUGUAAGAGUAAAUUCCAAGUUGUUGAGCUUAUUUUAUUCAUUCUGCUCUUUGGGGAUAAACAGAUGAAGCCUAAGAGAAGGUGCCUUGGCUUUAAAAAGGAAUGCUUUGAGUGCUUCUGGGGUUGUGCUGUCAGUGUACUUUGGUUCCUUUUAAAGCAUGGUAAUAAAUGUCAUUGAUAAAAAAGAACUGGAGCACUUCCUGUUCCAUUUCAGUUAAAGAGCGUAGCGUUUAUGAAAACUCUAGCAUAUCUUGGUGACUGGACAACAUAAAGCAGAGGGAGACCAUGAGAAGAGGAGAGAAUGAUUUCAGUUCUGAACUAUUACAUGCUACACACUGUAGAUAACCAACUAUAUUGGCACUUCGCUUAUUUAAAAAAGAUCAGGGAAAAAAUGUAUUUUUACCAGGCAUUGGAUUCUCAAUUAAUUCAUAUAGAAUUGUUGCACAUCAGCUCAGAGUAGUGAAAAUGGCUAAAAUAUAUCUUUCCAUGAUAUUUUAUGUAUUAUCUCUAGAUUUCAUUGUAGCAAACUUAUAUUGUUGUUCACCAACUUGCUGACAGUAUUUACCAGUGUCAUCUUUUAGCAACUGAUCAUCUUUCAAUUAUGAUAGAUCUGAUUGGCUUAUUAUAAGGGAAAAUGUCUAGAAUUUUCAUUGAAAUAAAGGCAAAAUGUUGUAAAUGACAUAAUUGAUAAAUUUCACAAGAAAUCAGUUAGACACACAAUAUUGCUUAAAAAGAAAUAUGACUUAAACCACAUGGUAUUUCUGGGACAUUGAAGGAAUUUUUAUUUCUCUAAAGAGCAUUGUACAUUUAUAUUUUUUAUUAAAAAUAAAAGAGGUCUCAAUCGCAUGCUUCAAAUUAC